Molecule: messenger RNA, 2256 nt
Organism: Diaporthe citri
Lineage: Eukaryota; Fungi; Ascomycota; Sordariomycetes; Diaporthales; Diaporthaceae
Exons: 5
Coding region: 1-2256 (751 amino acids)
Biological process (GO): DNA-templated transcription
Cellular component (GO): nucleus
Molecular function (GO): zinc ion binding; DNA binding
Source: RefSeq, a predicted model, not a curated record
AUGACGAGAUCGGAAAUCAACGCAACGGAAUACGCGUCCAAGUCAUCCGGCGUGCAAAAGACUCGGACACCUCCGAGGGCCAUCCCGACCCCUUCUUCCUCCUCAGCUUCCCAGUCAAGCCCACACGUGGUCGCUCAGUCCAUAGAGUCAGGGUCGGCGUCUCCUGAGAUCUCGGAGCCAUGGGCUUCAAGUACCCCGGCCCCGUUCAACUCCGACACCUCCAACACUCCAGCUCCCGGCCAUGUUGUGUGCCAGCCCUUCCACAGGGCAGCUUCUGCGCCUCUACUGGACUGUGAACGUGCUCCAGAGGUGCGGAAGAAUGCAGGCUUCCUCGGCCCAAACUCGUAUUCAAACAUCUUGUCCGAAGGCCUGUGCAUCCUGGAGCCCGUUUCCACAGACUUGGAUGCAACCAUUGGUACACAGCAGCAAAGAAUCCAUAUCAGUAAUGAGAGGAUAACACAGGGGUGCAAGGUGCUUGCAUUCUUCAGGCGCAAGUCCAUGAUCCACCGAUUCAUCGCACGGUGGUAUGAAGUCUGUGAGGGCACACAAGGCAUUGUCAUCGAGGCCGUCAUGAAAGAGUGGCUGGCAAAGAUCUGGCUCGACCAUGGAGCCACCCUUACAAGCCAGGAGCCGGCCAAGAUACGAAAACUAAGCGAGCUGAUCUGGCGUAACACCUUGACGCCAUUGGUGUUCAAUGGAAAGACGACCGCCUUGGAAUGGGCACGUCUGGCCACCGGUCCAGGCCUCCGCUGGGAAACCUUGGGGUUGAUUGCCGUCAACAUCGGUCUUUGUGCAAUCGAGACGUCCGAGUCCGACCAGCUGUUCGUUGAAGGUGAAGUGACACGCCUGUGCCUGAUAAAUCUCAUGAAGCAGAUCUCAGAAGACUGCCUGGGCUUCUGUCGGUAUUGUGAAGUGCUUGAUGAUUUGUUUAUCUGGCUGUUGGGCGAGGACUCGGCCCUUGUGGGUGCCGUCAAGGGAGACAGAGAUUACUCCACGUACAGGGCGACAGGCGAGGCGCAUAGCGCAGUCAUCGCCAUGGGUCUGCACCAAGGCAUCAAAGCCGACGAAAACGUGCCGUUCUUCCUCGCCGAGAUGCGCAAACGCGUCUUUGUCUGCGCCUACUUCCAGGAGAUCAGCGUCGCCUCAUUCCUCGGCCGCCCGCCGCGGCUGUCGUACCGCUAUUGUACGAUUGAUCCACCCCUGGACCUGACAGAGAGACAACUCGUACAAACGGGACCUGAGCUCGAAGCCGCACUCGCAUCCCUCGACAAAGACGGGUACAAUACAGCCGGUCACUUGCAACACGCCGGGUGGACUCGUUCCUACGCCAACUGCGCCAUGCGCCGCGAGGAUGUCAUCGACCUUGCCCUCGGACACUACACACGCGACGAAGUUCUUGACCGAGCCAAGAUCAUACAGGAGAAGCACGACGCACACUGGUCUUCGCUUCCACCUUUCCUGUCCAAGCGAUCCAGGGAGCCGUUCGACUUCACCGACCCCGCAAUGGCCAAGCCGCUCCACGCCCUGCAAAUAAUGGUCCUGCGCAACGGGCGGCGCUCCAACGAGCUCCUGCUACAGCGAGUCCUGAUCCGGAAGACGGGAGCCACGCCCGAAAAGCUGAUAGCGACCGCGCUGGACAUCUUCAAGGACGUCCUGCAGAUCACGCACCGCCACGACAUCGCGACAAUGUUCAAGACGAGCUUCAGCUUCAUCAUGAGCUCCCACGGCCUCCGGAGCGCCGCCAUCGUGGCCAUCGAGCUGCUCAAGCAGGAGAUGCUGCCCCAGUACCCGGAGCGCCCCCUGCUCCCGCGCAGCCAGACGAUCCAGGACCUGGCCAUCUUCGCGUCCCGCCUCGGGUCGGUCCAGCCCACCGAUGGGUGCUACAGCGUGUGCGAGCAGGGAAAGAGGGUCAUCACCAAGAUCCUCGACAGGAUCCUCAGCCCCGGCCCGCCUGUCGUGCUGCAGAGGACGGACAGCGGGAGCGUCUGCAACCACGCGCAGGAGCAACGGCAGCUGCAGCAGCCCCAGCAGGGGAUGCAGGGGAUGAUUCCGAUGAUGGAUAUGGACGGCGCGCCGAUGAACACGUUGGGGUCGAUGAAUGGGAUGGUCAUGGGCCUGCCGGACAUGGGGUACUCCAUGGGCAUGAACGUGGGCUUCGGCGCUGAACCUCCCAUGAGCCUGGGGCAGGACUCGGACUUCAUGAGGUGGCUGGACUCGAUGGAGUGGGAGAGAAUGGACAAUUGGGGCAAGUUAUGA